Sesamum indicum (sesame) is the source of this 1955-nucleotide messenger RNA. RefSeq names its product UDP-glucose 6-dehydrogenase 4. Gene Ontology annotation, biological process: glycosaminoglycan biosynthetic process. Gene Ontology annotation, molecular function: NAD binding; UDP-glucose 6-dehydrogenase activity. NCBI's taxonomy places the organism in Eukaryota, Viridiplantae, Streptophyta, Magnoliopsida, Lamiales, Pedaliaceae. The record is from RefSeq and is a predicted model, not a curated record. Gene Ontology annotation, cellular component: nucleus.
UCCAUGGGGGUAGAUCUUGGAUCGCGGACGACUAUAUAAUGGAGCUGCCCGCUCUUUCAGCUUUCAUACAAGCUCGCUUGCAUACACGCAUAUUUCCUUCACAGAUCUCUCUCUCUUCGUUGUGGUUUUCAGAGAUCAGAACGCGUGAUCCAGAGGGUACUCAAACAAGGCAAGAAGUAUGGUGAAGAUUUGCUGUAUUGGAGCAGGAUAUGUGGGAGGCCCUACCAUGGCCGUGAUAGCACUCAAGUGUCCUAAGAUUGAAGUGGCUGUUGUUGAUAUCUCUGUUCCUCGUAUCAAUGCCUGGAACAGCGAUCAACUUCCCAUCUAUGAGCCAGGGCUUGAUGAUGUGGUGAAGCAGUGCCGUGGCAAGAAUCUAUUCUUCAGCACAGAUGUGGAGAAACAUGUCUCUGAGGCUGACAUAGUCUUUGUCUCAGUCAAUACUCCCACCAAGACUCGGGGUCUUGGAGCUGGGAAAGCUGCAGAUUUGACAUACUGGGAGAGUGCUGCCCGCAUGAUCGCUGAUGUCUCAAAAUCUGAUAAGAUUGUGGUUGAGAAGUCAACUGUUCCUGUCAAAACAGCUGAGGCCAUUGAAAAAAUUUUGACUCACAACAGCAAGGGAAUUAAUUAUCAGAUUCUUUCUAACCCAGAAUUCCUUGCUGAGGGGACUGCAAUUCAAGAUCUUUUCAACCCAGACAGGGUUCUUAUUGGAGGCAGGGAAACUCCAGAAGGCCUUAAGGCCGUUCAAAAGCUGAAGGACGUUUAUGCUCACUGGGUUCCUGAAGAUCGCAUCCUUACCACCAAUUUAUGGUCUGCAGAGCUCUCAAAGCUUGCUGCUAAUGCAUUCUUGGCUCAAAGAAUCUCAUCUGUCAAUGCCAUGUCUGCUCUCUGUGAGGCCACUGGAGCAGAUGUCUCCCAAGUCUCUUACGCUGUGGGUAAGGACUCAAGAAUUGGUCCCAAGUUCCUUAAUGCCAGUGUUGGUUUUGGUGGAUCCUGCUUCCAGAAGGACAUUCUGAACUUAGUUUACAUUUGCGAGUGCAACGGCCUUCCUGAGGUUGCGGAAUACUGGAAACAGGUCAUUAAGAUUAAUGACUAUCAGAAGAACCGUUUUGUCAACCGAAUUGUCUCAUCCAUGUUUAACACAGUUGCCAACAAGAAAAUUGCUAUCCUGGGUUUUGCCUUCAAGAAGGAUACUGGUGAUACUAGGGAGACUCCUGCUAUUGAUGUUUGCCAAGGACUCUUGGGUGACAAGGCCCAGUUGAGCAUCUACGAUCCUCAGGUCACCGACGACCAGAUCCAGAGGGACCUUUCAAUGAACAAAUUCGACUGGGAUCAUCCUCUUCAUCUGCAGCCAAUGAGCCCCACGACAGUGAAGAAAGUGCAGACUGUGUGGAACGCCUAUGACGCGACAAAGGAUGCCCAUGCUGUUUGCAUUCUCACCGAGUGGGAUGAGUUUAAGCAGCUCGAUUACCAGAAGAUAUAUGACAACAUGCAGAAACCAGCCUUUGUUUUCGAUGGUAGGAACGUCGUCAAUGUGAAUAAGCUAAGGGAAAUUGGUUUCAUUGUUUACUCAAUUGGCAAGCCACUCGAUGCCUGGCUCAAGGACAUGCCGGCCGUUGCAUAAAUGCAUUGUAUUUGAUCAGAACGCCUGGUGUGCGAACCAAACAGCAUAUACCCGUGAGGCAGGCAACUACUGCACUCUAUUCUUUUACUACACAUAUAUUUGUCAUUUUAAAUAUUGGGGUUAGUUUGAUUUUUCUCAUUUGCCCUCUGUAGUAGAGAUCAUCCGAGUGUUGCUAUCUGGGCUUAAACAUAGAAGCUUUUAUGUUUCCUCUUAUAUUGUAUUGACGACAUUACUCUUGUCUAUUACCUGUCUUUCUUCAGGGACCUGAUUCGGUCUUUUGUUUGUGCUGUAAGGUUUAUAAAUAUUAGAAUCUAUAUUACUCAUUUGUUUUUGA